This is a messenger RNA of Otolemur garnettii (small-eared galago), 1407 nucleotides long. It is a transcript of the gene SPRED3, whose product is annotated as sprouty related EVH1 domain containing 3. The record is from RefSeq and is a predicted model, not a curated record. Gene Ontology annotation, molecular function: protein kinase binding. The transcript is spliced from 5 exons. The coding region runs from base 8 to 1321 and encodes 437 amino acids. Gene Ontology annotation, cellular component: membrane. Lineage: Eukaryota; Metazoa; Chordata; Mammalia; Primates; Galagidae. Gene Ontology annotation, biological process: negative regulation of MAPK cascade; multicellular organism development.
GAGCAAGAUGAGGGUUGGGGAAACAUUCAAUAGGAGAGCAGGAUUUGAGUUCACUGACUGUGUCGUCCCUGUUGCACCCCCCUUCAGGUACAUGGUGCGGGUCCGAGCUGUGGUGAUGGCCCGAGAUGACUCCAGUGGGGGCUGGCUGCCUGUGGGGGGCGGGGGCCUCAGCCAGGUGAGCGUAUGUCGGGUCCGAGGGGCCAGGCCCGAGGGGGGGGCCCGCCAGGGGCACUACGUCAUCCACGGGGAGCGCCUCCGGGACCAGAAAACGACCUUGGAGUGUACCCUAAGGCCAGGCUUGGUUUACAACAAGGUCAACCCCAUCUUCCACCAUUGGAGCCUGGGUGACUGCAAGUUUGGGCUGACGUUUCAGAGUCCUGCAGAGGCCGAUGAGUUCCAGAAGAGCCUGCUGGCUGCGCUGGCCACACUGGGUCGAGGCUCACUUACCCCCUCCUCUUCCUCCUCCUCCUCCUCCCCUUCCCAGGACACCGCAGAGACCCCCUGCCCUCUAACGUCUCACGUGGACAGCGACUCCUCCUCCAAUCACAGCCGCCAGGAGACGCCUCCCACCGCCACCGCCCCCAUUAUCACGAUGGAGUCGGCUUCUGGUUUCGGACCCGCCACGUCGCCGCAGCGCCGCCGCUCCUCCGCUCAGACCUACCCUCCUCUUCUACCGUUCACGGGGAUUCCGGACCCCUCAGAAGCCCUGGCUGGGGCAGGGGGCCCGGGCUGGGGCGGCCGCGGGUAUGAGGAUUACCGACGCUCUGGGCCUACCGCGCCCCUCGCCUUGUCGACCUGCGUCGUGCGCUUCGCCAAGACGGGCUCGUUAAGGGGUGCAGCCUUGGGGUCUCCAGCGGCACCACCUGCCCCUCUGACAGAUGCUGCGCCUCCAGCGCCCCCAGCUCGCCCACCCCCCGGGCCUGGCCCCGCCCCUGCGCCGGCCAAGGCCUCCCCGGAGGCGGAGGAGGCGGCGCGCUGCGUUCAUUGCCGUGCGCUGUUUCGCCGCCGAGCUGACGGGCGUGGCGGCCGCUGUGCAGAGGCCCCGGACCCGGGUCGUAUAUUGGUGCGCCGUCUCAGCUGCCUGUGGUGUGCCGAGAGCUUACUCUACCACUGCCUGUCGGACGCCGAGGGUGACUUCUCGGACCCAUGCGCCUGUGAGCCCGGCCACCCGCGCCCCGCAGCGCGCUGGGCCGCGCUGGCCGUGCUCUCCCUGGCGGUGCCCUGCCUCUGCUGCUACGCGCCCCUGCGCGCGUGCCACUGGGUCGCGGCGCGAUGUGGCUGCGCCGGCUGCGGAGGUCGCCACGAGGAGGCUGCACGGUGAGGACAGCCUGGUGGGUCCCGUAGCCAGAUCGAGGACCCAAAAUUGAGGGUCCAGGACUCCUGUCUCCAUUCGGACCUAAAACCCAA